AUGAAAGCAAACUUGGAUCUUUCGAAGCAACCUGUGAAGCGAACGACCAUAGCCGAGUUAGACACCAGUGCGACGAGGCCCAAUCCUCAACAGUUAUCGACUGCCAACACCCACAACCGGAGUCUCCUCUACACGGCUGAGAAUACUGGCAACCCUCUUUCCACCGGAAACACCCUGACAGACGAACAGCGCGCUGAUUUUUCGGACAUGAUAAAGGGUCUAAAAGAAGCUUCCCAUCCCGCCCCACCUGCAGCAUGCGUUAUCGCUGAAGCAACGGUAAAACGCUUCAAAUACCUCUUCGAGACGGUCCCAACCGACGCUCUGAAAUGGUGGCCUGAGAUAUUCGUGCUCGGAGAAUUGGCCGUGAGAGUAAGGGGCAUCUCUCAUCGCAAUCCUGGUCUGCUGGACUCUGGAGUUCUACCACAAGAGGUAGUCCGUGCCUUCCACGAACUUACGGAGAUACAACUCGCAAGCUCUGCGCGGGCUGAAGACAUUCUGCACGAACUGAAAGAAGUCUUUCCUACGAAUCUUUCCUUUGACUCCGUUAUGACCACUGAAAUGGAACAGUCCGGUUCCUCUUCCCUUUCCUCCCCGCAUUCCCUUCCUGAUGUCGUUUCUAAAGCUCCGAUUUAA
Messenger RNA from Penicillium waksmanii, 633 nucleotides. RefSeq lists its product as uncharacterized. The record is from RefSeq and is a predicted model, not a curated record. Lineage: Eukaryota; Fungi; Ascomycota; Eurotiomycetes; Eurotiales; Aspergillaceae. The coding region runs from base 1 to 633 and encodes 210 amino acids. The transcript has a single exon.